CUGUUUGGAAGAAGCGGGAAGACAACUGAGAAUCUAGUCGGGAUGACGGAAACACUUGGCUGGGGAGACUACCUGACAAUCGUCAUAUACUUUGCCAUUGUGAUAGUCGUAGGGAUUUGGUCAACAUGCAGACCAAACAGAGGAAGUUCCCAGGGCUAUUUCCUAGCCGGAAAAAACAUGAACUGGAUACCGGUGGGAGCGUCAUUAUAUGCCAGCAACAUAGGCGCCCCGAUUUUUGUAGGCUUAUCAGGUUCCGCCGCAGCCUCCGGAAUAGCCGUCAGCAUUUAUGAAUGGCACGCUGUGUUUUUCCUCGUCGCUCUUGGCUGGAUAUUUGUGCCCGUGUAUGUGUCCUGCGGGUCGUUUACUACUCCCCAAUAUUUGCGGAAGCGGUAUGGGGGAAAGAGGAUAAGAACCUACGCCGCCGUUAUAUCACUACUCGGAUAUAUCAUCUUUAAUAUAUCGGCUGAGAUAUUCGCAGGCGCAAUGUUCUUACAGCAACUCCUCGGUUGGAAUCUCUACUUAAAUGUAGCUGUAAUACUUUUUGUGACCGCACUCUACACCAUUGUCGGUGGCCUUGCUGCUGUCAUCUACACCGAUACAUUACAAACAGUUAUUCUUCUUAUCGGUGCUGCCAUUCUCUUUGUUACGUCCUGGUUAGAUGUUGGAGGCUGGGGAGCAUUGCAGGAAAAGUAUAUGAUGUCGGCGGCAAACUACACCUUCAAUAACACGCAAUACUCCUGUGGGUUACCCCGAGAGGAUUCAUUCCAUAUCGUACGUGACGCUGUCACGGGUGACAUCCCCUGGCCAGGGGCUCUACUGGGACUGUCUACCUUAGGCAUGUACGUCUGGUGUCAGGAUCAGCUCAUGGUACAAAGAUGCUUAUCAGCCAAGAACAUGAACCACUCCAAAGGCGGAGCGUUACUCGGUGGUUUCCUGAAACUGACGUCUUUCAUACUUUUCGUUAUUCCUGGGAUGGUCAGUCGGAUUAAAUACCCUGAGGAAGUCGCAUGUGCGGAUCCUGACAAAUGUUUUGAGAUCUGUCAGAACAGGGCUGGGUGUUCUAAUCUCGCCUAUCCUCUACUUGUCCUGCGUCUUCUGCCAGAAGGUAUUCGGGGCCUGAUGUUGGCGGCGUUACUUGCGGCGCUGAUGAGUUCCCUGACGUCGAUAUUGAACAGUGCGAGUAGUAUAAUUACGUUAGACGUUUGGCGCAUGUACCGGAAGAAGGCCAAGGAUACAGAGCUGAUGAUAGUCGGUCGGGUUACAGUGCUGGUUCUUGUCGUCACCAGUAUACUGUGGCUUCCGGUCAUGGAGAAGGUCCAAGGAGGACAGUUCUGGGCCUACAUGCAGUCUAUCAGAAGCUAUAUCACCCCUCCAUGGUUUAUACUAUUUGUUCUCGGAGUAUUCUGGAAACGGACUACGGAAGCGGGGGCGUUCUGGGGACUUAACGUAUGUUUAGUGAUCGGAAUCAUUAGAAUGGUACUGGACUUUGUGUACACGCCGCCGAACUGUGGCAGUGGGGAACCUGACACUAGACCCUUUAUCGUCAGAAAAGUCAACUUUCUCCAUUUCGCCACCAUCUUGGCCGUCAUCUCUACCAUCGUCAUGAUUGUAAUAAGCCUUUUAACUGAACCACGGCCAGAACGGAAGUUGCGUCGUGUCACGUUUUGGACAAGAAAUGAUCCUUUAGAACCGGAGUUAGACUCUGAGGAUGAAGAAAUUGACGAAGAGGAAAAGAGGAUAGAAGUGGGUGAAGAAGAUACCGCGCCGAAUGAGCCAAUAGAGAAUCCAAUGGGAGCUGUGGGUAAUAUCAAAAGGUACUGCUAUAACUGGGUGUGUGGGACAACAGACAAACCUAAACGGAAACUUACGCUGGAACAAAGACGUGCCCUGAGAGCAAAAUUAACCUCUUUACACCAGAAAAAAAUAUGGCGUAUUAUAUUGAAUACAGGGGCAAUAGUAGUAACCACAAUCACUGUAUUUGUCUUAGGCGUCUUCUAUUGAAACGCACGGAAACUGGCUUAUAAUCUGGUGCACGCGUUGAUCAAAUCGUGAUCUGUGGUGUGAUAUAGACUGCUAUAAAAUGUGUUGUUAUAUUGGCAAUGAGGCCGUUUUAAUAAGGAUUUAUCAGUAACAUGUUCAUUUAAUUUAAUUUUCUGCUAUUUUUUUUUUUUUUUUUUUUAGAAUUAUAUGAAUAAAUAUUGUAUAGAGCACUGCAACUUUAGUACAUCUGAUAUAUUGGAAGAUUGUUUGCUGGAAUAAAAUUUCCUUUUAUCGAGAAACAAAAUUAACACGUUUUAAAAUUGUAUAUUUUUUCAC
Pecten maximus is the source of this 2316-nucleotide messenger RNA. Its product is annotated as sodium/glucose cotransporter 4-like. Gene Ontology annotation, biological process: transmembrane transport. Gene Ontology annotation, molecular function: D-glucose:sodium symporter activity. The transcript has 14 exons. The coding region runs from base 43 to 2001 and encodes 652 amino acids. NCBI's taxonomy places the organism in Eukaryota, Metazoa, Mollusca, Bivalvia, Pectinida, Pectinidae. Gene Ontology annotation, cellular component: plasma membrane. The record is from RefSeq and is a predicted model, not a curated record.